AUGCGUUCCCUCAGGGCCAGCCGCCUCCCGCUGAGGCCGCUCCCUCGCCACCUCUCCACGUCUUCGCCCGCCGCUCCCAAGCCGGCGAAGGCCCUCAGCUCGGUGCUCAUCGCCAACCGCGGCGAGAUCGCCAUCCGCAUCAACCGCACGGCGGAGCGCAUGGGCAUCCGCGCCACCACCGUCUACACCGACGUCGACGCCGGCUCGUGGCACGCGUCGACGGGCUUCCAGUCGCUGGGCCUGGGCCCCGCCAACGGCUACCUGGACGGCGACAAGAUCAUCGCCCUGGCCAAGAAGCACGGCAUCCAGGCCCUGCACCCCGGCUACGGCUUCCUCUCGGAAAACGCCCAGUUCGCGGCAAAGUGCGAGAGCGAGGGCAUCGUCUUUGUGGGGCCGCCCGCCGCGGCCAUGGCCGACAUGGGCGACAAGGCGCGCAGCAAGGACAUCAUGACGGCGGCCAACGUGCCCUGCGUGCCGGGGUACCACGGCCCGGAGCAGGGCGAGCGGGAGCUGCUCCGGCGCGCCGGCGACGUCGGCUUCCCCGUGCUGCUCAAGAGCGUGCGCGGCGGCGGCGGCAAGGGCAUGCGCAUCGUCAUGACGCCCGACGACUUUGCCGCCCAGCUGCGCAGCGCGCGCGCCGAGGCCCGCGCCUCCUUCGGCGAGGGCGGCGAGGUCAUGCUGCUGGAGAAGUACAUUGUGCGGCCGCGGCACGUCGAGGUGCAGGUCUUUGCCGACCGCCACGGCAACACCGUCGCCCUGGGCGAGCGCGACUGCAGCGUCCAGCGGCGGCACCAGAAGGUGCUGGAGGAGUCGCCCGCCCCGGACCUGGACGAGGCCACGAGGCGCGACCUGUGGGACAAGGCCCGCCGCGCCGCCGCGGCCGUGGGCUACGUCGGCGCCGGCACCGUCGAGUUCAUCCUCGACCGGGACACCGGCGCCUUCUACUUCAUGGAGAUGAACACGCGCCUGCAGGUGGAGCACCCGGUCACGGAGAUGGUGACGGGGCUGGACCUGGUCGAGUGGCAGUUCCGCGUCGCCGCCGGCGAGCCGCUGCCCCUGAGCCAGGCCGAGGCCGAGGCGCGGAUGCGCAGCCUCGGCGCCGCCGUCGAGGCCCGCGUGUACGCCGAGAGCCCGGAGAGGGGCUUCGUGCCCGACUCGGGCAAGCUCGUGCACGCGGCCCUGGCGGACUGGGCGCUGGCCGACCCGGACGUCCGGCUGGACUGGGGCUUCGGCUCCGGCAGCGCCGUGUCCGAGGCCUACGACGGCAUGAUCGCCAAGCUGAUUGUGCGCGGCGACGACCGCGCCCAGGCCGUCGCCAAGCUGGCCGCCGCCCUGCGCGCCUUUGAGAUUGCCGGCGUCAGCACCAACGUCGAGUUCCUCAAGCGCCUGUGCCGCUCGCCCGCCUUUGUCGCGGGCGACGUCGAGACGGGCUUCAUCGACAAGUGGCGCGACGAGCUCUUCCGCCCGGCCCGCAUCCCCGACGAGGUCUUUGCCCAGGCCGCCCUCGGGCUGCUCGGCCCCCCGGACCUGCGCCGCGACGCCGAGCCGCACGGGCUGCCGCACGGGCUGCCGCUCGGCUUCGGCGACGCCCACGCCUCCUGCCCCCAGCGCCGCCUGGCCUUCAAGAUCCUCGACGGGUACAGCGCCGACGAGGGCCAGAUUGUCGACGUCGCCGUCACGCAGACCGGCCGCAACCUCUACGACAUUGCCGUCACGCCCGCCGACGCCGCCGCCGACGCCGACGCCGACGCCGGCACCACGACAACGUUCCGCAGCGUCGCCACCGAGCCCCGCGCACAUGGCGCCGUCGUCACGCUGCAGACCUACUUCCCCGGCGAGAGGGUGCUCUCGUCCGUGGUGCCCCAGCCGCGCGACGACGGCACCACCAGAGUCACCGUCUUCCAGCACGGCGUCAAGACCGAGCUGGCGCUGCUGCCCCCUGCCUGGCACGACAAGGCCCUGGGCCUCAAGGAGGCCGCCGCCUCGGUCGCCGCCCCCAUGCCCUGCAAGGUGCUGAAGAACGAGGUCGCCGAGGGCCAGGAGGUCAAGAAGGGCGCCCCGCUUGUCGUCAUCGAGUCGAUGAAGAUGGAGACGGUGAUUCGCUCGCCGCAGGACGGCGUGGUCAAGAAGCUGGUCCACAAGGAGGGCGACAUUUGCAAAGCGGGCACCAUCUUGGUGAUUUUUGAAGACGACCAAGCCAAGGCGUCGUAG
This is a messenger RNA of Ustilaginoidea virens, 2211 nucleotides long. RefSeq lists its product as uncharacterized. The transcript has 3 exons. Gene Ontology annotation, cellular component: mitochondrion. The record is from RefSeq and is a predicted model, not a curated record. Gene Ontology annotation, molecular function: methylcrotonoyl-CoA carboxylase activity; metal ion binding; ATP binding. Bases 1 to 2211 code for a protein of 736 amino acids. NCBI's taxonomy places the organism in Eukaryota, Fungi, Ascomycota, Sordariomycetes, Hypocreales, Clavicipitaceae.